Messenger RNA from Rubroshorea leprosula, 2272 nucleotides. Lineage: Eukaryota; Viridiplantae; Streptophyta; Magnoliopsida; Malvales; Dipterocarpaceae. The record is from the annotation of a GenBank genome assembly.
AUCCUUUUUCAUUCAUUUUUCUUUAAGUCUUUCAAGUGAAAUAUAAUCAAAAACUCCAGUCACUACAAGAAAACCUAACUUCACCGACCACAUAUCACCGAGGAAAUGGUAUGGGACCAUCUUACUAAGUAUGAUUUUAUGAAUGCUUAUUCUGUUUGGUGGGCACAUGGUGAGACAUUUGUGGAUUCAGUAGAUCCAUGGGCUGCUACUAAUCUAGGAGAAUCAUCACAUAGCCAAGAUACACACCAUGAUGAAAGGAAUGACUUUCGUGAAAUGGUGUAUGAUGCAUUUUGUCCAGAGGAUGAUGAGAAUCGAGAAAUGGAAGGUAAUUUCCCCAAUCAACAUCUGGAUGAGGAACCAAACAAUCAAGUAAAGGCAUUUUAUGACUUGCUUCAUGCAUCUACAAUUCCCCUUGGUAGUGCUAAAAGAAAUGAGAUAGUGCUUAGCUGGCUUUCUUAUAUGUUGCAUACAAAGAUUGCAAAUAAUAUAACUGCUAAUGGUUUUAAUGCCAUUCUCAAAGGAUGUAGAAGGUUGUUAAGUGCUGAAGAUCAAGAAAAAGUUCCUUCAAACUUUUAUGAACGCAUGCGCAAACUUAAGAGUACCAUAAGGAAUAAAAAUCAUGUCGAGGCAUCAAUUGUUGAGGCAUUUAUAUCAUACGAGAUAUCCCACUUUUGCUCUCGUUAUUUUGGGGAUGAUGUUAAGACAAGCUGGAAUCAGCCUCCAAGAAACUAUGGUGGCAUUGGAACCAACAUCCCAGGUAAGUUAUCCGUAUUUUGUUCCCUUGGUGAAUCAAUAGGGGCCCACUCACGUACACGAUGUUUAACAUUGGAGGAGGAAGAUGCAGCUGAACUAUAUGUCUUGCUAAAUUGCAAGGAGGUUGAUGUUUGGGUAACUAAAUUUGAGGAAGAAGUUGGUGCAAAUUUGUCACAUGAACAACUACAAAGAUCGCGAAUUCAAUGGUUUAAAAAUAUGCUGUUUACUGAUAGUAGCGUAGCUCCGAAUAUACAGCAAACGAUUGAUCCAUUAAUGAAUUAUAAUUUUGCACCUGAUCAUGAGAACGAGGGCCCUUCAUCCUCGAUGGGGAAAAAAGGAUGGAGCAGGAAUUUCAAAGGAAUACGCCCUCCAGAAAAUAGAGAGAGCAGCAAAUGGGUUAAACUCAUUGAUGAUAAGCUCCAAUUUGCUGAUCCGCUCCAAUUUGCUGAUCCAAACAUCCCUUGGGCCAUCACUUCACUAUGGAAGUCACGUUUUGAUGGCCCGUAUUUCACGUACGAGUGUGUCACCCAAAGCAAGAUUGCUGAAAUUUAUAAUUGUUUCAAGACACUUUACCAGUGGAAUCCUACAAAUAAUCGCCAUGUGCGAGAUGCAUUCCUAAAUUGUAUGAAACAUAGAUGGAGUGACAAUUGUAGGGAUGAGAAGUUGAAAUGGGAUAAGAACUCAGCCUAUGUCCCAUGUUGGAUCCCAACUCAUAUAUGGCCUCAGCUGUUGACAUAUUGGGACUCUGAUGAAUAUAAGAGGCUCAGUGCAAGGGGAGCAAAGAAUAGGAGCUCUGGGGAAAGGGUGACUCAUACCACUAGGUCCGUUAGCUUUGGCAUCCAUGAGAUGCGGAUGACUGAGUCUAGAGGUGGUGUGCAACCUCCCCAUCAGGAGAAAUUCAAGGAGAUGCACACCUUCAGAAAAAAGGCGGGAAAAGAUCAAGAGCCAUCUCAUGGCUCUGAUGCUAGUUCGUGGCCACGUAUGGAUAACGAGGCAUGGGUUAAGGCUGUUAGAGGUUGCUCAUCUAAUUUCAUGCCAGGGAUUGGCUCCCAAGUAAAUCCAGAGAUGGCAAAAGAUCAUGAGGAGUUAGAAAGACAACGCCAACAAAUUGCUUUGAUGCAACAGCAGCUGGCCAAUAUGACAGAAACUCAGAAUAAUAUGAGCCAGACAAUCGCACAGUCUGUUGCAGCAGCUCUAGCCGCUUAUGGCAUCUCCCCUCAGGCAGGUCAUCAUCCAGUUGCCUCACCACAGUCGUCACAUGGUUCUGGCUCAGGUCUUCACAUGAAUUCAGCUUUCACCUACUCCACUGAUUCUACACAAACCUCUCCUAUGGUCCCUAAAUAUCAACAGCAGUGGUAGUUUCUGCUUCAAGAUGAUGAUGCAUACCAUCCUACUUUUGAUCCAGACUAUCAGGGUCCUUAAUGAUUAGACAUAUAUUUUAAUGAUUCAUAAUUCACAUGUCCUAGUCUAGCGUGCUAUAAAGCAGAAGAACACUCAAUAAUAUAAGCAGAAACAUUAU